AUCAACUCUUGGUCCGUUAACAUACGAUAUUGACACCCUUUAUCAUGACAAAUAAUAAUGAUGGUUAUUUACUCCUACUAUGUUUUUAAAAGUAGUAUCCAUUAACAAUACUAUAGUACUUUUUACAAACCAACACUCUGUUUCUGUUUUAUCCCAUGGAAUUGCAGAAAACCAUUGCUCUGUUUAUUCUCUUCUGUUAUUUAAUCAGUAGCACAGUCGCAAACACAGAAUUUUGCUUCACAUCUGCAUGUGGCAAAAAUGAACCACUUAUCCGAUUCCCUUUUCGUUUACGAAAUUUCCAAUCCGUAGAUUGUGGCUAUCCAGGUUUCAACCUGUUGUGCGAUGCAUCAAAUGAAACAAUUCUUCGACUACCAAAUAAAUCAGGAGAAUUCACAGUCCAAGCCAUAAAUUAUUCGACACAAGAAAUAUGGCUUAACGACCCCAAAGACUGCCUUCCUCAGCUACUCCUUAAGUUAAAUCUCUCUGCUUCUCCUUUUUCCGGAGUUUAUUAUCAAGAUUACACUCUGUUCAAUUGCUCCUUAGAUUAUACGAUGAUCAAGCUAAAUCCAAUAGCUUGUUUAAGUGGUUUGCAUUAUACGGUAUAUGCUACAUCGUCUAUGAGAGGAGUUAGCUUGUUGGAAAGACCAGAGUGUAAAUUGAUACGAACUAUAGCUGUACCAGUACAAUGGCCUUUUUAUGAACAGGUGGUCUCGUCGGAUCUUAGUGGUGAUAUUCUUCUGACAUGGGCUAAUCCAUAUUGUAAAAUGUGUGAGUCAAGGGGUGGACGAUGUGGUUUGAAGAGGACCAUGUAUACUCGAGAAAUCAUUUGUGAGAAUGUUCGUGGAAGUGGGUUUCCUAAAGGCGCACAAUACGCUAUAAUUGUGGGAGCUGGGGUGCCAGCAAUGUUAUUUUUUGUUGGGCUUUUGUGUUUCAUAUGUGGAAGGAUAAGGUCUUAUAGGAGGAGAGCCGCACCAGUACUAGAAUUCAGUUCAACCGUAGCACCACAACCCAUUGCAUUGGUUGGUUUAGAUGAGCCCACAAUAGCAUCCUAUCCCAAAACUAUAUUGGGAGAGAGUCGACGUUUGCCCAAGCCAAAUGAUAAUAUCUGCCCAAUAUGCUUGUCUGAAUAUCAGCCCAAAGAGACCUUAAGGACCAUACCUGAAUGUCAACACUGUUUCCAUGCAGACUGUAUAGAUGAAUGGCUUCGAUUAAAUGCUUCUUGUCCAGUUUGCCGCAAUUCUCCUAAGUGUGUUCAUGGUACCGUAUAAUAUGCUUUUCAAAAUUUUGGUUCGGUAUGGCUCCAUUUUGGUUUGUGAUGUAUAGUACUGAAAGACUUUAGGUUGAAUUGAUACUUCU
Messenger RNA from Lycium ferocissimum, 1356 nucleotides. Its product is annotated as putative RING-H2 finger protein ATL21B. The coding region runs from base 156 to 1268 and encodes 370 amino acids. The transcript is spliced from 2 exons. Gene Ontology annotation, molecular function: polysaccharide binding. NCBI's taxonomy places the organism in Eukaryota, Viridiplantae, Streptophyta, Magnoliopsida, Solanales, Solanaceae. The record is from RefSeq and is a predicted model, not a curated record.